Symbiodinium sp. CCMP2592 is the source of this 933-nucleotide messenger RNA. The record is from the annotation of a GenBank genome assembly. Lineage: Eukaryota; Dinophyceae; Suessiales; Symbiodiniaceae.
AUGGAAAUCCUGGGGCUGAUGCACCGCGUGAAGCCUGUGUUCGCGGUUGAAUCGGAUCGUGCUACACGGGACCUGUGCCAUCAUCUCUGGCAUCACGAGCACCUCUGGGAGGACUGUACGUCCUUGGACUUUCUGGAUUGGCGUCAUCCGAGCCUGGACUUUUUCAUGUCCGGGCCUCCUUGCCAGCCGUUCAGCCGGCAGGGGCUUGGGCUAGCUUUGGAGGAUGAAAGGUGCGCCCCGCUGCUGUCCACGCUGGUUUGGAUUGUGGAGAACCAGCCCGUCUGCUGGUUACUUGAAAACGUUGCUGGAUUGGUGGACCAUCACCCAGAGCUUUUUCAGUUCAUUCUUCACACGUUGAGGAAGAAUGCACAUGGACAGGAGGCCUAUGACGUUUCUUGGCGGGUGCUGGACAACCUCACGCAUGGCGGAGCACCCAACUCACGCAUCCGCGUGUUCAUUGCCGGCAUCCGUCUAGACCGCAGACGUGCUCCUGUAACUUGGCCGUGCGAGGUGGCGCCGCGUCCGCUGACGGACUUCCUAGAGGACACUGUGCCUGCUCGCAGGCCCGAGACACUGACUGGAGUCUGUGCUCGGAAACGCCAGCAGGCUUACAGCAAGAUCAGAGAACAAGGAGGCAACCCCCGUGUGGACCACUACGUUAUCAACAUUGGCUCGAUCACAGGCCACUUCCAGUUGGGUCGGGUGCCGUGUAUCACUAAGGCUGCAGGAAGUGGCAAGCGGUUUUAUUUGUCUUGGCUGGAGCGGCGCCUGACCGUGCGGGAGAUGCUGCUCCUGCAGGGACAAGACCCGGACCGCGUUUGCAACUUCGGCCUCAGCGACCACAAGAUUGGGCAGGUGGUCGGCAAUGGGGUGCCAGCUGUGCUGCUCUCACGCAUCAUCCGAGCCCUUUUCGUGGCUUCGGGCCUUCUCUAG